Molecule: messenger RNA, 1172 nt
Organism: Owenia fusiformis
Lineage: Eukaryota; Metazoa; Annelida; Polychaeta; Sabellida; Oweniidae
Source: the annotation of a GenBank genome assembly
AUGGCAAUGUCUAAAGUGGAUAUAGGUCCUCUGAAGGACACGGUGAGCUAUUCAAUCUGUAUGGAGACUUUAGAUGAUCCCAGAUCUCUGCCGUGUAUGCAUGUGUUUUGCAAAAAAUGUAUCCAGGAUGUAAUGGACAGACAUAAGAGGAACUUUCCUUGUCCCAUCUGCCGAGAUACCUGCCCUAUACCUGAUCAAGGGGCUGCUGCCUUGAAGGUGAACUUUUUUGCAAACUCUGUUUUGGAUGCGAUGAAAGGACUCAAUAUUGAGGAAACAGACGAGAAGGAAACAGCAAUAUUGAACUGUGAUAAAUGCAUUAAAGGUGGGAAAACUAUUCCUGCUGUGUCACAAUGUUUGGAGUGUGAUGAGAAGUUGUGCCGAUCUUGCAAGCGAAGACAUAAACGGUCGCGUUUGUCAAAGUCGCACCAUAUACUUGACCUUACCAUUGCCGGGUUCAAGUCUCUCGAAAAAGCUGCCGUCGAUAUGAUAUCGCAACUUACUAUUAACUGCCGAGAGCAUAAGAAUAAACCACUGAAAUAUUUCUGUAAGGAUGACCAGCGCCUCAUCUGCCAAGAUUGCUUUGCUUUCAACCACCAAGGCCAUGAAUUAGAAAACAUUGAGAAAGCAGGCAACGACAGCAAAGAUGAUAUGAGCUCGGCCAUCGACUUAUUUCGACAGAAGUCAGACAUGUACAUAAAGGGAAUCAAAACUGGUAAUGCAGAGUUGGAAAACAUGCAGAAACACAUUGAUGAAUCAAUGGCCAAGUUGCCUAAAGGGGAUCAAUUGGCCAAGUUGCCAAAAGGGGAACAACUGAAAGAGUUUCAGGCUAAAGUUGCUGCGCAGAUGAAGGGAAUGAUGGAAAAGGCAAAUAACUUGAACUCCAAAUCUUGUAUCGCUGAUCUGGAGAGUGAGAAAAAAGCACUUGUUGGUCUUGCAAAGCAGUUAGAGACUCUAGUCACCCUACAUGACUGACAUCAGCAGCAAGAAAUAGACAAGGUGUAUUGUUGUACAAAUGGUCACUAUACAGGGUGUUCAGGAAAUAAAGAUAAUAAUGUCAUAACUUUUAUAUUUGUUCAUGGAUUACAUUGAAAUUUACAUUGGAUUACAUUGAUAUUUGGGAUAUCGUCAAAUCAGUGACUUCAGUUUGGAAGAUUAAGCGAAUCUUUAAAGGG